Molecule: messenger RNA, 1956 nt
Organism: Rhodotorula toruloides NP11
Lineage: Eukaryota; Fungi; Basidiomycota; Microbotryomycetes; Sporidiobolales; Sporidiobolaceae
Product: DNA repair and recombination protein RAD52
Exons: 6
Coding region: 1-1956 (651 amino acids)
Biological process (GO): double-strand break repair via single-strand annealing; double-strand break repair via homologous recombination; mitotic recombination
Cellular component (GO): nucleus
Source: RefSeq, a predicted model, not a curated record
AUGGCCAACUGGCUCGGCGAGGACCCGCCAGGACCCUGGCAGUCGCCGCAUGCGCGAACGAUGUACCGCGAGCCGACCCACGCCGCGCCCGCCUACCCGACCCGCACCUUCGCCCCCUCCGACUCCAUUCCACCCUCGGCAGCCGUCUUCACGCCCAACAGUCUCACCGGCAUGUCCGAUGAGGCGCAGGAGCGGCACGCCAAGAUGCAGGCCAUGCUCAACAAGUCGCUGGGGCCGGAACAUAUCACCAACAGGCCGGGAGGCGGAGGAACGAAGCUGAGCUACCUCGAGGGCUGGAGGGCCAUCAACAUCGCCAACGAAGUCUUUGGCUACAACGGCUGGUUCACCGACAUCAAGUACCUCGAGGCGGACUUUAUUGACUACAACCCCGAGACGGCUCGCUACAACAUGGGAGUGACGGCGAUCGUCCGCGUCAGGCUGCAGGACGGCGCGAGCCACGAGGACGUCGGGUACGGCAAGCUCGAGAACGCCAAGUCCAAGGCGGACGGGCUCGACAAGUGCAAGAAGGAAGCGGUCACCGACGCCCUCAAGCGCGCCCUGCGACAUUUCGGCAAGCUUCUGGGGAACUGUCUCUACGACAAGUCGUACCUGCAGACGAUGGCGAACAUGAAGGCGCCCAAGGCCAAGUUCGACUUCGACAGUAUCUACAAGCCUGAGCGCGACAACUACCAGCACUUUCCACCGCGCGCCUUCACUUCCGCGGUUCCCGCUUCAGCCAUGCCUCCUCCCGCCCUUCCCGCCCAACCCCCUCUACCACCUCGCAAAGACAUGCCGCAACCUCCCGCUCACCCUCCGCAUCUCGCGCAGCAAGUUCAGCGCGCUUCGACCGUCGCCUCGCACGCGCCGCAAACUCCCGCUUCGCACGCCGCUGCUCAGCACAAGCCACCUCCUCACCGCUCGGCGACCAUCGCGACUCCCGCGCCCGAUCCGCGCGACAGGACAGGCGCGCAGACUUCGACCGACUUCGCGUUCAGCUCGGAGGACGAGAAGAUGUAUGCUGAGAUGCCUUUGCCUGAUGGGACGGGUGCGGAUGCGAGCAUGAUCGGAGGAGGGACGGGGAGGGUGUAUCAUGAGGGCGAUAGCGGGUAUGGCGAGAUGGAGGGCUUGGCAGAUGCGAGCUUCGCCUCGACAUAUGUCAAGGACGAGAACCACCGCCCUUACCCUGCCGCACCCGGUCACCAGGCUCCUCAGCAGCAACCGCGCAACAGCUCGUCCCCUCAACAACAGCUCAACCCGCCUCCUCCCGCGCCUCAAGACGCGGCUCGAUCCGCUCAUCUCGAAGACAAGCGGCUCGCGGCGCUGCAGAGGCUUGAGGAGAAGAACCGGAAGAAGCUGGCUGAGGCGCAGGGGCAGGCGAACGGCAUUGCGCCGGGCACAGGGUCGUCGGCCGCGCAGAUGUUGAAAGCGGGAGGAGCGACUGGAAGGAGCGCGACGGUUGGAGCCACGCCUGCGGGAGGAGCGCCAGUUCCCGCUCUCGGCACCGCUCGUCCGCCGUCGCUUCGCCCCCCUCAAGUGCCCUCGCGCAACAAUUCGCUGCAGCGCUCAACUACCGCCGCUGCGCCUGCUCACCCUCCCGCCGUCAACGGUACCUCUGCUCCGACACUUCGCGUUGCCGGCUCGCUUCCGCAGCUCAACGUCGGCGCUGGCAUAGUCAAGGCGGCCGGCGGAGCUCCUGGCGUCAGCGGGAUGGUCAGCGCAAGUCCGCCAAGGCCUGCUGUCGGUGUCAUGGCCGGAGGAGAGGGGUUGGCCGGAGGGUUCGUGAGCGCGAGGGGUGUGAAGAGGGCACUGGGCGAGGCUGGCUCCCACGGCUCGCCUCCCGCCAAUCAUUCUACAUCCGCUCACUCCUACCCCACCGACCACUCCCGUCCUCCUCUCGGCGAGCUCGAAGUUGACGGCGUGAGCGGCGCCGUUAAGCGCCACCGCGCCUCAGGUUGA